AUGAACAGCUGGGGAGAUGCCAACACGCCCAAUGGCAAAUCAGUCACGCUAUUUAUAGUCGGAGCAGCCUACCAGGACGUUAUUCUGCAUACAGACAAAUAUCCUCAAGAGGAUUCAAAAUACAGGGCUUCUGCUGUCACUAGACGCAGAGGUGGAAAUGGAGGCAAUACUCUAUGUGUGCUGAAUCAAUAUCGUCGAGUAAAGUCAAAAACAGGUGUUGAUGUAGAUCUAGGGUUAGAAUUCAUUGGAGUGUUCGCUGGUGACAGAGCGAAUGCUGAAAAGACUAAUUCUGUUGUCAUGGACUUGACGAAACGUGUAGGAAUAUCACUAUCGCAAUCCAUAUUCAGAGGCAACCAAUACGAAACACCCACAGCCUGGAUCAUCUCCACUCCAGAUUCACGAACCGUCAUCAACUAUAACGAAGUGCCGGAAAUGACUGCUUCCGAGUUCAUUGAGAGAUUGGGACCUGUGUUGGAUGCGAGAUCAGCAGUUGGAGGAUACAAGGGCUGGUUUCACUUUGAAGGAAGGAAUGUCGUAGAAGUAGAAGCAAUGGUCCAAUGGUUGGAGAAGACAUAUAGAGGAUCGAAAACACUCACAUUGACGAUAUCUAUUGAAUUCGAGAAACCUGAUCGAGGGGGUCUGGAGAGAUUGCUACCAUUAGCGGAUGUCGCCUUCUUUUCGAGGAUUUAUGCUGAAAGUACUGGGUUUGCAAAUGCUCCUACUGGAUUUCUGGACAAUGUGAGGCGGCAAUGUAAACCGAGUGCGAUCCUAUAUGUGAUGUGGGGCAGUAAGGGUGCAUAUGGCCUAGUCAACGAUUACAAGACAGUACCACGCACCUUCCAUGCCCCUGCUCUCCCAAUCACCAAACCUGUAGACACUAUCGGAGCAGGAGACACGUUUAUCGCUGGUGUCAUUAUUGGAUUGGCUUGUAAAGACGCUACACCUGAAGAAGCAGCUGUGUUGGCAUCGGCAUUAGCGGGUACGAAAUGCGCCCAGACAGGAUUCGAUGGAUUGUCGACCAAACUCGUGUUGUGA
Molecule: messenger RNA, 1035 nt
Organism: Synchytrium microbalum
Lineage: Eukaryota; Fungi; Chytridiomycota; Chytridiomycetes; Synchytriales; Synchytriaceae
Exons: 8
Coding region: 1-1035 (344 amino acids)
Molecular function (GO): kinase activity
Source: RefSeq, a predicted model, not a curated record